Molecule: messenger RNA, 2523 nt
Organism: Aspergillus costaricaensis CBS 115574
Lineage: Eukaryota; Fungi; Ascomycota; Eurotiomycetes; Eurotiales; Aspergillaceae
Gene: pigc
Product: phosphatidylinositol N-acetylglucosaminyltransferase
Exons: 4
Coding region: 1-2523 (840 amino acids)
Biological process (GO): GPI anchor biosynthetic process
Cellular component (GO): glycosylphosphatidylinositol-N-acetylglucosaminyltransferase (GPI-GnT) complex; membrane
Source: RefSeq, a predicted model, not a curated record
AUGAAUCCUGCAGACGGUGCCGUCAUCUUCUGGAAGGAAAGGGUGAGGCGCGCCUCUCGUCACAUCGUCCACACUGAGUCUGACGACGAAGAACAGAAGCCAACAGUCUCUGUCGAUGGGUCUCAAGCAGGCGAUAACGACGACCAGGCGGUGCACGUCAACCCGAAGCCAGAGCUGGGACCUGAAAUUCCGUUUCCUAGUUACCUGAUGACAAUUUUGGAACAUUGGCACGAAGAGAAGGGGAACGAAUAUCCAAGGUGCAAAGUCAGUGGACGUCUGGGAUCGAUGGUCUGGAAAGUGUUUGAUCGGAAAGGCAAUGAGCUCGAGCUGACAUGGUACCUCGUCACUAAACCGCGCAAGUACUGUGUGCUCGUGCUACAUGAGGCGAAUGGCACAGCGAGAUUCGUCUAUUGUGAUCCGCCUCAUCGCACUGUCCAUGGCACAUACCUUAGGCCAUGGUCUGGCGUCGAUGAUAAAGAGGAACUAGAACACUGCGCAGUCCGAGUGUUUAGCAGCGACCUGGAGGAAAUCGAAUACUCUUCGGAAGCCUGGGAACAUUUAAAGGAGCUCCAGGAAUCCUCCGGCGAGGAUGUUAGCAGAUCUCCUUCGAUCACCCGUCGCAAGUCCCCAAAAGAUAAGACAGCCAGAAGAAAAUCAGUGGGGGCAAGUUGCUCAAAACGGUACUCUAUGAGAGGUCGCGCACAGGAGAGCGAAGAGCAUACGGAAGCGGACCCGUCAUCUUCAUCGGAAGCAGGUUCAUCAUCUGAAGAAGAGAAGUACGUGCCCUCGCCACCACACAAGCGGCACAAAACUACCGACACCAGCAAUACAAGCAACACCACUGAGUCUAUGAAGCCUAGCAAGGUUGUAUUUCGCCUCGGGUCCCAGAGAGUCAUCGGCCUGAACUGGGAUGUGAUUCGCGUCACCGACCAGCGCAAUUGUGUCUUCAGCGCCAACUAUAAAACCAUCACAUCAUGCUACAAGCAUGAAUCCCGCUGCUCCUCCAUGCCUUCCCUGCCCGACUCGCCUCCUCCGGUUCCCCCCCCCGUUCCCGUCGAGACCCAUCCGAACCGCACGGUUGGCGUGAAGCCUACCGCCGCGCAACGAGAUCUCCCGGAUCCCAACCGGCUGGCCCCUGAAGAUGCAUAUUACACCUCGUCCCUGCCUCGGGCUCGGCCGACCCAGACAGGGUACGAUGAUUCUCUCCGAGUGCUGAAUGGCAAUUCGGGCACUGCUGCCUCCGUGGCAGCCCUGCGACCGCCGCCCGCGGUCCCAGGAGUAGGGAGUCGCAAGGUGCGCGGGACCAGCAGACGGAGACGACGAAAGGGUGCAUGGAAGAAGCUGCUGUGGGUGAAACAAUCAUACCCGGACAACUACACUGAUACCGAGACGUUCCUUGACCACCUCCAGCGGAAUCCCCGAGUGCGGCCCUACGAUUUCUGGCCGCUAGUGGCCGACUCCACGGUCAUUGUACAACAUGUUAGCUCUGUGGCUAUAUUUGUGUGUUGCUUUGUCGGCAUUGUUCAGGGCCGCGUAAGCCCAGUCUCUGUGGUCUGCUGGGGAAGUGUCGGGACAGCGUUGGGAUGGAUCUUUUGGGACUCGUGGAUAUUGAGAGAGCAUGUGGAAAAUGCGCAUGUGGCGGAGCGGUCACUGGAGGGUGACGAUGGCUCCAGUUCUAGCUCCAUGACCAGCUCUGUCAAUCCGUCUGGCACUAGCUCGCGAGCCAAUGGCCAGAAGGAGAACCAAGUGCAUGGCCUGGGGUUGAACAUGGCGCAGGGCGAGUCAAGUGAACUGCUCCGGCGGCACAGCACGGGGUAUGUGAGUGAUGCCUACGGGGCACAGGAGCCCGCAUCGCCUACGCCUGGGCCUGCGAACGGGGCCCUGGGUGGCGGUUCUGGUUCUCAGGAGUCGGACUACUUGUCGAUGUUUUCUUCGCGGAAUCGGCAGCGGCUGUCCACUGUGAAAUCGGCGUUUUUGAUCUACUUCGCGCUGCUCGGGCUUAGCCCGAUCCUCAAGUCUCUUACCAAAUCUACGGCGAGUGACUCGAUCUGGGCCAUGAGUUGCUGGCUACUGAUCAUGAAUAUCUUCUCCUUUGACUAUGGAAGUGGGGAGGGCGCAGGCGCCACCAAGUUCCCGGCUUCUUUGUCCACUAAUGCAGCGGUGAUGGCCUCGACUGUGUUGGCGUCGCGCCUACCUUCUACCACACAUGUGUUCAGCCUGAUGCUGUUCUCAAUUGAGGUGUUUGGGCUCUUCCCCAUUUUUCGCCGGCAGCUGCGUCAUGUGUCAUGGACUGGGCAUGUACUGCUGACCUUGGCUCUGGUCGGGGUUGCUGGCGGCGCGGUAGGGAUCACCCUGCGUGGAGGAUGGAUGGCGGCGGUGGUUGGCUCGAUCCUGGGGAGCAUCCUAACGGCGCUGGCCAUGGGGGGAUGUAGCUGGUGGCUCAUCAGCUUACAGAAGUAUAAGAAUGUGGUGACAGGGCCAUGGGACCCUGCGCGGCCGAUCAUCCGGCGGCAUUGGGAUUAG